Messenger RNA from Chaetura pelagica (chimney swift), 2283 nucleotides. RefSeq names its product two pore calcium channel protein 1-like. Gene Ontology annotation, biological process: transmembrane transport; monoatomic ion transport. Gene Ontology annotation, molecular function: monoatomic ion channel activity. The record is from RefSeq and is a predicted model, not a curated record. Lineage: Eukaryota; Metazoa; Chordata; Aves; Apodiformes; Apodidae. Gene Ontology annotation, cellular component: membrane. Bases 117 to 2243 code for a protein of 708 amino acids. The transcript has 18 exons.
CGCAGGAUCUGCUGUUGGCAGCAGCGUUUGUCUCCGAUGCACAGCACAACAGAAACAUUCCUUUCAAGACCUCCCCGGAGGCGGUCAGGCUUUAUUACCUCUACAACCACUGGAUCAUGCGAACAGCCACCUACUUCUUCAUCUUUCUUAAUUUGUCCCUUGCAAUGUUUGAAGAACCUGCUGUGUAUCCACUCCCCUUCCUGGUCACAUCUCUGGUCGAGGUCUUGUGCCUUCUGGUAUUCCUUGGCCGACUGACACAUUUUGCAAGUGUCACCCCUCCCAAUGUGUUUUGGAAGGACACCAAGAAUAUCUGCAUCAUGGUGACAAUCCUGUUAUCCCUAACUGACUUGGCCAUAUGUGGGGCCCUCAGGAUAUACAACAUAAAGAGCAUUCGAUGGUCAAGAAUUGGGAGGCCCAUCUUCCUGAUCAACUUCGCAGAGAGUCGCCAGAUUCGGAGAGCCUUCCGCAGCAUCCGCAACACACUGCCAGAGAUCACCUACGUCUUCCUGUUCUUCAUGUUUAGCCUUCUCAUGUUCUCCCUCAUGGCCUUGAAGCUGUUUGGUGAGAGGAAUCUCCAGACAGCAGAAGGCUUGCCGUAUUUCAAAAACUACCUAGAAAUUGUGUUUGACCUCUACGUGCUGGUGACAACAGCAAACAGCCCGGAUGUCAUGAUGCCAGCAUUUGACUUCAGCUCAUGGUAUGCCCUGUUCUUCAUUGCCUUUGUCAUCGUCAACACUUACAUCUUCAUGUCACUCUUCCUGGCUGUUGUGUACAAUAACUACAAAAAACACUUGAAGAAUGAGAUCCGCAAACUUGCUUACAUGAAGCGCCGCAAGAUGGUAGAGGCAUUCAACCUCCUGAAGGAAGAGGAAGGAGCACAGUUUGUGGUCAGAGAAGCCCGGUGGAAGCAGCUGGUCAAGCUGGUGGCUCCUGAUAUCAGCAACUCCCACCGAGAACUGCUGCUACACAUCUCUGAUGAUGAGCAGAAGGGUUUCAUUGACAAGAAGUCCUUUGUCCAGCUGGCAGACCUCCUCAACAUCCAGGUGAUCACCCUGAAAAUCCGCAGCCAUCCGCUGGGGCAGUGGCUGCCUGGGCUCUACCAGUCUGCUGUGAGCCGCUUCCUGCGCAGCAUGGUCAGGCACAGGGGAUUUGUUUGGACUUACGAUGUGAUCAUUCUGAUAAAUGCCAUCUUCAUUGCUCUGGAUGAGGAAACCCCUUAUGUUUCUUAUGCAGAGUGGGUCUUCCUCGCUUUGUAUAUAAUUGAGAUACUCCUGAAAGUGUACACUUAUGAACCAAGGGCGUUCUUUGGCAAAAAUCAGUUCUGGAACUGGUUUGAUACCCUCAUCAUCUUUGCUGCCCUGACUGCAACGAUACUCAAUACCACCCUGAAAUCGACCACAAAAUACAACAGCCAGCAGAUUCUGGACAUUGUCUUCAUCUUAAGGGUCCUCAGGCUAAUAAGGAUUGUUGACAGCAUUCAAAGGUUCCGGGUCAUCAUGAACACACUGAUAAACAUCGUGCCAACAAUGUUGACAUUUGGUGGGCUGACUCUGGUUGUGUACUGUGUAUUUGCCAUCGUUGGCAUGGAGUUAUUCCAUGGGAAAAUCCAGUUCUUCCCUGCAAACUCGAAUGCUCCUCACGCCCUGGAAUGUGGGAACCCAUCCCUCAAGGAUUCUCUGUUUGCCCGUGGAAAAUACUGCAAGAACAACUUCAACAACUUUGCAUCAUCCUUCAUUGUCCUGAUGGAGCUCACUGUAGUCAAUCAGUGGCAUGUCUUUGCUAAUGGAUUUGCCAAUGUGACUGCUCAGCCUGCGAAGCUCUAUUUCAUUGCCUUUCAUAUUGUGAUGGUGAUAAUCAUUGUCAAUAUCUUUGUGUCAUUCAUUUUGGAAGCGUUCUUUGUGGAGUACUCUCUAGAGAAGAGUGAAGUAGAAACAGCCAUUGAACAGAAAAUCCAGGAGCUGGGAAUGGGAGUUCAAGAGGAUGAGCUCCGGGAUGAGCAGCUGCUGGAGAACAUGGAGAGCACUGCACACAGCCUUGAGGUGGAAGGGGGAACAAAGCCCCCUGCAAAAGGGCUGGUGUUUAAAAUUGCCUCCAAACGGUACAGGACAGUUGAUGCUCUGCUCCAGCGUAUGUUUGAGGCAGAGAUACCCCUUGAGGAUGAAGGCCCUUCCUUUGAAGAGAUCUUGAACUUGUCCCCUGCUGCUCCUGUACCCAGUAACCUGACGUCUGAAAGUGUGGCAUGACAAGGUGACCCAGAGUAGUGGCACAGGAGGAUCUGAUCCU